AUGAAGCUCCUCAUCUUCCGGGCGCUUCUCACUCUUCUCCUCUCAGCAAUGCUAUUUUCACUCCGCAGUCUAUUCCACGUCCGCCUGCGCAGCAGCCACCGGCUCUGGUUCACCUCUCACCCUCUCCUUCUCAACAACUACAACAAUCAUAUUCGUUUUUUAGUCCCUCAUUCGCCCAAUGUGUCUUUAAUCUCCUGCCCGUGUAUUUGGUUCGCUGGGUUUCUCUGUAUCCUUAGGUUGCCGUUUGCUACUAGGACAGUCUCCACAAACUCUGAUGUUGUCAUCGGAGAGUUGGACAGGGAUUCAGUAAGUAAAAUUGUUCAGCAGGGCUGUUGGGACGAUCCCAGAAUCGUAGGGCUCGUUGGUUCUUCUUCCUCUUUGGCUCCUUUACGGGUUUCCAGGGUACUGCUGGUGUUACGGCAUGACCCGCGAUUGGCAUUGAAAUUCUUCAAUUGGGCGAAAACCCUCAUUGGGUUUCGCCACACCACGGAAUCCUACUGCUUAUUGGCUCACAUUUUGUUCUACGGCAGAAUGUAUUUCGAUGCCAAUGACAUUCUUAAGGAGUUGGUCUUAGCAGGCAGGAGUUUGCCAGGUUUCGAUGUGUUUGAAGUUUUGUGGUCGACUAGGAAUGUUUGUGUCUCGGGUUAUGGAGUUUUUGAUGCGCUUUUUAGUGUGUAUAUAGAACUAGGGAUGCUUGAGAAAGCUGAUAAUUGCUUUUCGAGGAUGAGAAGUUGUAGAGUGUUGCCUAAAGCACGAUCAUGCAAUGCCCUCCUGCAUAGGCUAGCCAAGGGAGGGAAGAAAGAGGAUGGUGCUAUUAGGAACUUCUUUAGGAAUAUGGUUGGUGCUGGAAUUUCUCCCUCUGUGUUUACUUACAACAUCAUGAUAGACCAUGUGUGCAAAGAAGGGGAUAUUGAAGCUGCUAAAAGCUUGUUUGAGGAAAUGAAGCACAAGGGUGUGAUGCCAGAUGUUGUAACUUACAAUUCGCUCAUUGAUGGAUAUGGGAAAUUAGGCUUUUUGGAGAAUUCAGUGGGGUUAUUUGAGGAAAUGAAGCAAGCAAGUUGUGAACCUGAUGCAGUAACCUACAAUGCAUUGAUUAAUUGUUUUUGUAAAUUCGAUAGGAUUGCUAGAGCUUUUCAGUUUUUCUCUGAGAUGAAGCAUAAUGGAGUCAGACCUAGUGUCAUAACUUACAGCACACUGGUUGAUGCAUUGUGCAAGGAAGGAAUGAUGCAACAGGCCAUCAAAUUUUUUAUAGACAUGAAACGCCUUGGUUAUUCUCCCAAUGAAUACACUUAUACUUCUCUUAUUGAUGCAAAUUGUAAAGCUGGAAAUUUGAGUGAAGCAUUGAAGCUGGCCAACGAGAUGCUCUGGACAAUAAGUUCUGAAUUGAACAUUGUUACAUACACAGCUUUAUUAGAUGGCCUUUGUAAAGGAGGGAGGAUUACAGAAGCAGAAGAACUUAUCACUGGGAUGCUGAAUGCUUCAGUAGCUCCUAACCUGAAAACUUACACUGCUCUUGCUCAUGGAUAUAUUAAAGGUAAGAGCAAGGAAGAUUAUAUUGAAUUUUUGAAGCAAAUAAAGAUGAAAGGAUUUCAGCCUGAUUUGAUGCUUUUUGGGACCAUCAUCUGGGGGCUUUGCACUGAAAGGAAGUUUGAAGAAUGCAAGCUUGUUAUGUUUGAGAUGAAACAGCAAGGUAUUGGUGCAAACCCUGUCAUAUACACAACACUUGUUGAUGCUUAUUUCAAAGCUGGAAUGACCGCGGAGGCACUCGAUCUGGUACGGGAAAUGUGGGACUCGGGUGCUGAGGCUACAGUUGUAACUUUUUGUGUACUAAUUGAUGGGCUGUGCAAGAAGGGUAUGGUUCAAGAGGCAAUUGAUUACUUUACUACGAUGCCCGACUAUGGUUUGCAACCUAAUGUAGCAGUCUACACUGCCUUGGUGGACGGUCUUUGUAAAAAUAAUUUCAUAGAAGCAGCUGUGACUUUGUUCAAUGAAAUGCAGGAGAAACAUAUGAUUCCCGAUAAGACAGCAUACACUACUCUAAUAGAUGGGUAUCUGAAGCAUGGUAGCUUGCAAGAAGCAUUAAAUACAAGAAACAAGAUGGUCCAGCUAGGUUUGCAGCUUGAUCUUCAUGCCUACACUGCGUUGGUUUCAGGUUGUGCUAGAUGUGGCAAUCUACAGCAAGCUAGGAUAUUUCUUACUGAAAUGAUUGAUAAUGGCAUUUUUCCAGACCGGAUGCUUUGUGAUAGCCUACUAAAGAAGUAUUAUGAGCAAGGCCUUACUGUUGAAGCGAUCGAAUUGCAAAAUGAUUUGGCAAAGAAGGGUCUGAUAGAUGGCAGUUACGACUGUGUUGUUCCUGAAGUCUGA
This is a messenger RNA of Linum tenue, 2364 nucleotides long. NCBI's taxonomy places the organism in Eukaryota, Viridiplantae, Streptophyta, Magnoliopsida, Malpighiales, Linaceae. The record is from the annotation of a GenBank genome assembly.